Messenger RNA from Linum trigynum, 204 nucleotides. The record is from the annotation of a GenBank genome assembly. Lineage: Eukaryota; Viridiplantae; Streptophyta; Magnoliopsida; Malpighiales; Linaceae.
AUGGAUGAGAAGGAAGUGUUGGUUGCAGGGUUUCAGCUUGAGGGGGAUGCAACGUCUUCCACUCCUAUGCAGGGUUUCUUUGAUGUGGCUAUGUCCAUGGAGGACGAGAUGGUGGUUCUGUUUGUUUUGGACUUGGACGGUGGCAGUUGUUCUACAUCUUGGCUUGGUGGUAGGGAGGGAUCCUUUUGGUUUCGUUGGGUGUAA